This is a messenger RNA of Dichotomopilus funicola, 1506 nucleotides long. RefSeq lists its product as uncharacterized. NCBI's taxonomy places the organism in Eukaryota, Fungi, Ascomycota, Sordariomycetes, Sordariales, Chaetomiaceae. Gene Ontology annotation, biological process: transmembrane transport. The coding region runs from base 1 to 1506 and encodes 501 amino acids. Gene Ontology annotation, molecular function: transmembrane transporter activity. The transcript has 4 exons. Gene Ontology annotation, cellular component: membrane. The record is from RefSeq and is a predicted model, not a curated record.
AUGCCCAAAGACAACAUAACCCAGGCCGCCGAGGUCGAAGCGGCCGACGUCGAGGACACCAAGACCGUCCUCCCGCCGACUGUAAUCGCCCACUACACGCCCGCAAACGAUGCCGAAAGGGCCUUGGACAAGCGUGUUAAUUGGAAGCUGGACUUUACCGUUUUGUUGAUUCUCGCCAUCAGCUUCAUCCUCUGCGGCAUCGACAAAACCAACGUCGGCUUCGUCGCGACCAGCUCGUUCAUCCGCGACGCCAACCUCCACCCAGACGACAUUCCCAAUUCACUAUCCCUCUUCUCAGCAACAUACGUCCCCCUCCAACCCCUCUCCUCCCUCCUCGGCCGCCGUCUCGGCCCGCACAUCUACCUCCCCACCCUCCUCCUAACCUGGGGCGCCCUCUGCAUGGCCCACGCCGCCAUCUCCUCCCCCGCCACCCUCAUCGCCCUCCGUUUACUCCUCGGCGCAGCCGAAUCCGGGUUCACACAAACCGCGUUUUAUUACAUGUCGCUUGUGUACCCAAAGUUUUCACUGGGUUUGAGGAUGGGGUUGUUCACGGGGAUGUACUCUGUUGCGGGGGCGUUUGCGGGGUUGGUGGCGUAUGGGUUGUUGAAGGUGGAAAAUGAAAGACUGAAGGGAUGGCAGGUGGUGUUUUUGGUGGAGGGGGGGGUUACGGUGGUUGUGGCGUUGGUUGGGUUUGCGGUGCUGCCGAGGGGGGUGGGCACGGCGUGGUUUUUGAGUACGGAGGAAAGGGAGCAUGCGGUAGGGAGGAUGGAAAGGGAUGAGGGGGGAGAACGAGAGGAGGAUGGCAAUGGGGUGACCUGGAGGGAUUUGGGGGAUGUGGUGCGGGAUUGGAGGAAGAUGCUGGUUAUUGUUUUUAAUAUUACUGCUGUUUUGCCCGUCACAGCCUUCACAACCUUCCUCCCCCUCAUCGUCCAAGGCAUGGACUACCAAGGCAUAACGGCAACCCUCAUGUCCGUCCCCCCCUUCGUCGUCGGCACCGUCGGCCUGAUCCUCAUCGUCUACGCCUCCGACCACUUCCGCGAACGCUCUCUCCUCACCAUCUUCGGCAUGCUUUUGGGUCUGAUCGGCUGCGCCGUCAUGGUCGCCUCGUCCGACCCCAAACUCCGCUACGGCUUCGCCCACGUUUGCUUGGCCGGUGUGUUUGCCAGUGGCCCGCUGGUGGCGGUUUGGUUGGCGGGGAAUACACCUGGCAAAGCGUCCAGGGCGUUUGUGCUGGGAUUGAAUGGGUAUUCGAAUUUGGCGGGGGUCAUUGCCGGGCAGUUGUUUAAGAGUGUGUAUGCGCCGAGUUAUAAGUAUCCGUUGACGGUGACUAUGAUUUUGAGUGCCGUGGGAAUGUUGGGGUUUUUGUUUGUCAGGGGGAUGUUGAUGUUGGAGAAUCGGAGACGGAGGAAGAUUGUCGCGGGGUGGACCGAGGAGGAUUAUAUUCGGGAGCAGGAGAGUACAGAACGCAGGGGAGAUCAGCGGUAUACUUGGGUUUAUGGGUAUUAG